This is a messenger RNA of Lethenteron reissneri (Far Eastern brook lamprey), 1007 nucleotides long. It is a transcript of the gene DTD1, whose product is annotated as D-aminoacyl-tRNA deacylase 1. Gene Ontology annotation, biological process: tRNA metabolic process. Gene Ontology annotation, cellular component: cytoplasm. Lineage: Eukaryota; Metazoa; Chordata; Hyperoartia; Petromyzontiformes; Petromyzontidae. The record is from RefSeq and is a predicted model, not a curated record. Gene Ontology annotation, molecular function: D-tyrosyl-tRNA(Tyr) deacylase activity.
GCGGAGCUCUCGGUAGUCGUAGUCGUCGUGUCGGGCCGGCGGGCGCCUGGUGAAUGAUCCGAGCUGGGUCCUCGUGGCAAUCGAAGACAAUUGAGGCAUCACGGGUUGAGCACCGAGGCGGAGAGGCUCUGAACGGCGGGCAUUGACAGAGCAAUGAAGGCGGUGGUGCAGCGAGUGGCGGCUGCAAGUGUGUCUGUCGCUGGAGAGCAAGUGAGCUCCAUCGGAAGAGGACUUUGCGUGCUGCUGGGGAUUUCCCGCGACGACACGGAGAGGGAGAUCGACUUCAUGGUGCGCAAGAUCCUGGGCCUGCGCGUGUUUGAGGGCGCGGAGGGCCGCCCGUGGAGCUCCAGCGUGGCGGAGGCGCGGGGCGAGGUGCUGUGCGUCAGCCAGUUCACGCUGCAGGCCGUGCUCAAGGGCAACAAGCCCGACUUCCACCUCGCCAUGGCGGGCGAGUGCGCCGAGCCCUUCUACCACCUCUUCCUGGAGCGCCUGCGCAGCGCGUACAGCCCGGAGCUCGUCAAAGAUGGCAAGUUUGGAGCACUCAUGCGUGUGCACAUUGAGAACGAUGGCCCAGUCACCAUCCAGAUCGAGUCGCCUCUGCCCUGUGCCGACCCCAAGCAGAUUGCCAAGCAGGAAAAACAGCAGCAGAGGCAGCAGCAGACAACACCCAAAGUAAAAUCAGCGGCAGCAGCAUCAUCAUCAGAGCAACAAGACAAGCCGAGUGGAGCUGAAGGAGGCAGCACAGCGCGAAGCAGCGACUGAUCUCGUUUUACCCGGCGAACCGCGUGCGUGCGAACAGCGGCGGCAGUGCCCUUGAAGUUCCCGUCACACUUGGACCCACGACCACCUCCCUCGACCGCAGCGGUGUUGCACGUGGACUGGAUGGUUCUCGUGUAUCUAAGACGGUCGGCAAGAGGCGGGCUUCUGGGAAUGUGAGCGCGCAUUGGGACAGGCGCGUGUGUGUGUGUGUGGACAGUAAUAAACGUGGAAAGCAAUAAAUGUUAUCC